AUGUCGUCAAAUGUCGACUGUUCGCCCGACAUGGCGUUGAUCAAAGCCGCAGAUCUCCCCCUACCAGAGAGCCCCUCAACCACUCCUAUCAUUGAUAAGGCCAAAGUGAAAGCUGUCGAGUCACCGGACCAACAGGUUGAGCAGAAGUCGGGCCACGUCCGACGCGUUACUGAGAUCCUCAAGCCUGUCGGCUUGUCCAGCGAGGAUACCAAAGUCCCCGACAGUGCUUCUGACUCUGCUUCUGUUGGAUCGACUCUCACGUGCUCUGACUGUAUCGACACGACUGGUAAUCACGCUGUUCCAACCAUUAAAGUCACACAGGCCACAAUUGACGAGGUUGCGGGAGGCCCCUAUGACAAGGGAGAGACUCCCCUCCAAGAGGAGUCCACUGACGAGAAGCAAGACGAGCUUCACGCGGAGUUUGACCCAUCGGCCCUUUCCGCUGACAUCAUCAAGGACAAGGCUCAGUCUACCAAGACCGUGGUCUACGGCUCUGAGAAUAUUGAGGAUGACAUGCAAACAGCUGCGGCUUGCGACUCUGGGCGUGAUCAGUCAGGUGAUGCCCAAUGGGUCGACCCUUUUGACAAGAAGAACAACAAUUCUGUGGUCGACUGCUACUUCACCGGUGGUGGUCAAAUUCAAGCCCUUAGCCCAGUCGAAGAGGGCGGCUGCGUCAGCUUGAAGCUUUGUAGGACAAGCGAUCUCUACAUCAAGGCCAAGGGAAAGACCGGACAAGUCUACAUCUUCGAGGUCGACGCCGUCGCCAUUGCCGCCGGUUCUCCAGUUCUCAGCGAGAUGGUGUUCAAGACGCACACGCGCGGCAACCAGCCCGAGUGGGUUUUCGAGCUCAACGACGACCCAGUCGCCCUCAAGUUCAUAUUCAGCAUCUUCCAUCUCAAGCUAUGCGCACCCUUGUUCACUCAGGAACCCAAGCCUGAGCAGAUCUACAGCGUCAUGCAGGUUCUCUCCAAGUACCAGGUGAAGGACGAAGUCUUCCAUGCCUGGGCCAAGACAUGGGUUGCUGGCUUCCGCAAGGGUCUGCCCACUACAACGCUCAGCCCGCUCGAGUGCCUACAUAUUGCACACAGAUUGGGUGACUUCAAAUCAUUCAAAUCGUACAUUCGAAAGGUCGCUCACGAGGUCGAGGUGGAUGCCGACGGCGUCAUGCGCCUUGGCAAUGGCCAAGUCAUUCAGGAAGCAGUGCCCAUCUGCGGCGAUCUUGCGAAUAACAUACAGGCCGUCCGCAACGCAGACCUCGUUGCCAUCCUGGCAUGCCUGCUAGAGGCUUAUCUCUUCCUGACCAACCCGGCCAACCUCGACAAGCAGCACUUUUGCAAGUCGAUGAGUCAUCACAAGGAUUGUAACCAGAAGCUUCUCGGUUCGUUGUUCAUCAACUUAGUUCAACAGGACCUCUGGCCGAUUCCCGAUCCCAAGAGCUUCCGAGGAAAGGUCGGCGACCUGAUCACAAAAGUUCGCUCUAUGGAGAUUCGAGGCCUUUAUUUCCCUGGCCUGGCACCUCAUGAGCAGCGCCACGGUCUUUGCAAGUUGGGUCAGGCCGAGAUCGUCGAUAAGAUCGCCAGAUACGAGGGCUGGCUACCUCUCUCCGGUGAGAUGAUCGUGGCAAUGUAUGUGACUGGCCGGCACAUUGGUCUGCACAAGGAUGAAAAGUCCGAGUUUGACGACUAUAAGGCUGUCUAUAAUACCGCCAUCGCUGAUUACGAAGACGAGUUCCCACAGCAGCUGUGGAGUUGGGACGAGUGUGAGGGUCCCGUCGAGGCUUCGUCCAUGUUCUUGGAGGAGGAUUCCGGUGUUGCCGAUGACAGUACCUCAACCAAAGACCAAUCCUCUCUGACCUAG
Cryphonectria parasitica EP155 is the source of this 1857-nucleotide messenger RNA. RefSeq lists its product as uncharacterized. The transcript has 2 exons. The record is from RefSeq and is a predicted model, not a curated record. Bases 1 to 1857 code for a protein of 618 amino acids. NCBI's taxonomy places the organism in Eukaryota, Fungi, Ascomycota, Sordariomycetes, Diaporthales, Cryphonectriaceae.